Arachis ipaensis is the source of this 2364-nucleotide messenger RNA. Lineage: Eukaryota; Viridiplantae; Streptophyta; Magnoliopsida; Fabales; Fabaceae. The record is from RefSeq and is a predicted model, not a curated record.
UACAAGCUUUGCUAGUGUUAAGGACAAAAAACCAAUCAAGGCCAAUAUAAGAUAUUAUGGUAGAAUCAUUGAUAUUGUUGAGUUAGACUAUUAUAGCCAAUUUAAAGUUGUGUUAUUUAAGUGUGAGUGGUUUAUGGCUGAGGAAGAUAAUUAUGGUUUGACAUACGUUCAUUUCAACAAAAGAUGUUACCAAGACGAACCAUUUGUGUUGGCAAGCCAAGCACACCAGUGCUUUUAUGUGAAAGAUCCAUAUAUUCCCCAAAAGCAUUAUGUGAUGAAAACGGUUCCAAGAGACUUGUUUAACAUGGGUUUCCAAUUACAGUUUGACCCUAACAUAGGAGAGCCACAUGAAUCUGCGAAUAGUCUGAUACCCUUAAGUGAAAUUGGUGAGGUAGACUUGGUUAGACAGGGUGUGCGACCUACUAUUGUUGAUGUGACACCGAACAAGAUCAAACCUAAAGACAAAGAAACAGAGUCUGAUGAGUUUCACAGUGAUGCUGAAAUUUAGUGACUAUAAGGAUGAACAGUGAAGGAAAUCCCAAAAGAAAAAGGCUAAGGACCCUAUCACAAAUAGAGUCACAAAGAAGUCCCUUGAAGAUGAGGAGUCCAAUAAAAAAUUCAGGAAAAAUUCAAUUCACAAGUGCUUAUGCAUUGCUGAAACAAUUUCAAAUCAAAAGGGAACAUAUUUUAGCUGUAUGUGGGGAUAGUAGCAAACAUGAGACAAGGAAAAAGGGCAAGAAGUCAACAAAGAAGGUGACAAGAGUCGAUGAUAAAGGUCAAAGCAAAAUGCCAACUAAGAAGAUAACAAACAACAAGGACAAGGUGAUCAAUGAAGAUGAGGGUCAAAUCAAGAUGCCAAUGAAGAAAUCCAAAGAAGAAAAUCAUGUAGUCAAUAUGAAAGCCAAUGAACAUGAGGCCCUAGGUGGGAAGAAGCUGACUAGGAAGAAGGUACCAAUGAAAAAAUCAAAGAUGGAAGAUGGUAAAGCCAAUAUGAAUACCAAUGACGGUGAUGGUCAAAGCAAGAAGCCGACCAAAAAGAAGAUGCCAAUGAAGAAAUCAAAUGAAGAAGAUGGCAAUGAAGAAGAAGAACACAAGAUUGAGUCUCUUAUCCCAAUUAUGACUCUAGAUGAAUUCUUCAAAAAAUAUGGGAUAUCAUUGGACGAAAACGAUGAAGAAUAUGAAUAUGAUUAUGAUGAUCACAAUCCAAGUGUUGGGGAUAGUAGUGACAGUCAACACAGUACCAAAAAGAAAAAAGCUCGUGGUCCCACCCAACUCAAGCAUAUUCAUGCCAUGGAAACACAAAUAGAGUCAACAUGGUACAAUGUCAAACCCAUAGGCCCAACAAAGACACAAGUUCAAUUAUUUAGUCGGUUCUUGGGCACACUUGCAAGAAACUCUAAUUUGGUCACCUUAUUAUAUACUAAUUGGCAAGCUGUGUCCAGUGAGACUAAAACUUCAAUGUUGGAUUAUGCAAAGUCUAAAUAUAACAUUCCUAGUGAUGCUGAGCCUUGGGUGAUAGAUACCAUCGGAGAGUCAUGGAAGCAAUUUAAGAAACGCAUAAAAAAAUGUCACUAUACACCGUACAGCUCAUUCAGAGAGAUGAUGAAAAAUCGUCCAAUGACUAUACCUGAACUGCAUUUUCGAAAAUUAGUUCAAUUUUGGAGGCUUGAUAUCAGCAAAGUUAUUUCUGACAUAAAUCGUGAAAACAGAUCCAAGCAAAAAUGGAAUCAUCGAAUGGGUCCAGUUAGUUUUGAGUUAGUACGCGCUGAAUUGCGUGCAAAGAAGGAGGACAACAAAGAUCCAUUACAAGCUGAGAUGUUUGUUGUAACUCGUACAAACAAAAAAGGAGAGACUGAUUCAGGAACACAAGAGAUGAUUGAUCAUAUUCAAAAUUUGAAACAAGCAGGAUACAGUGAUAAUGAGGUAGUUCAAAUAGUUUUCGGAAAGGAAAGACAUGGUAGAGUUCAUUUCUAUGGUCGAUCAGUCACAAAAUCCUCUCUUAAAAAGGAUAAGCAGAUCUGACAAAUGCAACAACAACAUACUGAAGUGGUUUCAACUAUGGAGAAAAAUCAAACUAACUUAACUUCCAAGUUGGAUGGUUUAACAAACUUGAUUAAAACGUUGUUGCAACAAGUCAAUCCUGGUAUGAGUGCAGAACAAGUGCAAGUAAUGAUAGAAGCCGCCCAACAAUCUCCACCUGAUGCGAGUAGUGCACCAAAUGAUGCGCGGCGAAGCAUUCCUCCUUCACUUGGAUCGAACCAUGUAUCAAAGGAUUUCGAAGAAGACAUGAUGUGAAGAAAAUAUGUUCCAUACAAAUAUGACAUGGGAUGGGUCUUACACUUUAGUUAUCUAAAUGUAAUUUUU